Pedinophyceae sp. YPF-701 is the source of this 1668-nucleotide messenger RNA. The record is from the annotation of a GenBank genome assembly. Lineage: Eukaryota; Viridiplantae; Chlorophyta; Pedinophyceae.
AUGAGCGGCGACGACGCGCCGUUCGACAGGCCGAAGUUGAUCUGCCAGAACUGCGACUUCGCGCACGAGUUCGUUGACACGGACUGGGACGAGCACCUCAAGACGUGCCUCCGCGGGGAGGGCGCCAAGGCCGGCCAGGAGGCCACGGUGAUCCAUGUACAGGAUGGAAUUCGCGGCGCGUUCCAGCUGACGUUUGUUUGUCAGAAGGGGACGACCUUCGGGGAGCUGGAGCGGGGCAUCAGGGCGCUGUGGAUGUCGCCGUGCUGCAGCACGUCCGAGGACAAGCACCCGGGGAUGUUUUGGCUGGACAAGAAGCCCUCUGAGAACAAGUGCUCGCUCCCGGGGGAGCGCUGCGAGGAGCAGCAGGUCGCGUGCGCGCUCGUCGACAGCGCGAAGAUCAAGGGCUUCACGGAGCUGCAGAGCGCCGUCGCGCGCACGUACCCGGAGGAGGCGGCGGCGCAGGCGAUAAUGUCGACGCUCGCCGCGGACGGCCACGUGGCGAUGUCGACGGAGCUGGCCACGCACCUGAUCCACCGGCAGGUCUUCUGCUACCAGUACGGCGACACGGCGUCCUCCACGUUCUGCACCUGCUACGUCGGCGCGCGCGUCGUGCUGGGCGCCCCCGUGUCGUCCGCGCUCAAGCAGUCGCCGUUCGGCGUUCUCGCGGUGGCGAGGAACGCCGUGCCGAGCCCGCUGUGCUUCGAGUGCGCCCAGGACAAGAAGAAGGUCAAGGCGAAGCUCUUCUUCGUGCGCGAGCCCCGCAACGACGGCAUUGCCUCGGCGACGUUCGACGAGUUCUGCUGCACGCAGCACAAGCCGGACGCCACGGGCGCCGUGCACUGGCACUCGCUCUCGAUCAACUCCCCGCGGCUCGGCACGUGCCAGUACGGCGCGUACAAGACGGACAUUUUCAACAAGCGGCGUAUUGCGGGGCUGCAGCUGAACCCCGCGACGACGAGGGGGGCCGCGCGGACCUUCGGAAUCACGCCGAAGAAGGCGGGGGAGGCCGGGUUCGUCGGCGCGGGCGACGCCGGGGACGCGAACGGCGCGGGGAGAGAGAACGGCGCUGGUGCGCGGGGCAAGGGGCACGCGAAGGCGGGCGAGAGCGAGUCGCUGGACGCGAGCGAGGACAGGGCGGGCGCGGGGAAGAAGCGACCGGCGGCGGACGGGCCGAAGCAGGCCUCGUCGGCGAAGAAGCCGGCCAAGAAGGCGAAGGGCGCUGACGGGAAGGGCAAGGGGGGUGGGAGGGCUGGUUCGAAGGACAGCGAGGCGUUCGAGCACGGGGAUCCGGUGUGGGCGAUGGUGCGCGGGUUCGGGUACUACCCGGGCGUCGUGGUGGACCCUGGUGUCAGGGGGGGGGAGUACGUGAAGAAGAACAAGGACCGGAUUGCCAAGGGCAUGAGUCUGGUGCAGUUCCUGGACAAGGACGUGCAGUGGGUGUCGCGGGACAAGGUGUUUCCGCUCGAGGACGAGUGGGACAAGUUCAGCGAAGAGUACGAGCACAACGGGCGGCCCAAGCCGAACUUCGACGAGUGCUUGGCGGAGGCGGAGGCGUGCCGGAAGGACGGGCGGGCGGCGUGGGUGGCGGUGGCGGACGACCCGGAGGGGCAGCUGGGGGGCGUGCGGGCCUCGGGGCUCGCGUUGACGUCGCGAGGGGGCGCCGCGUGA